GUAAACAACUUUUUGAUGACCGGACCAAAGGCGUUCCUGACAUAUUCCAGCAGUGUUGCUGCUGGGGCUGAGUCCGGGAUUGAGGAAUGUAAACACCAGUUCACCUGGGACCGCUGGAAUUGUCCAGAGAGCGCAUUGCAACUCUCAACACACAAUGGUCUUCGGAGCGCUACUAGAGAAACGUCCUUCGUGCAUGCAAUAAGUUCUGCAGGUGUCAUGUACACCCUGACGAGAAACUGCAGUAUGGGGGACUUUGAUAACUGCGGAUGCGAUGAGUCUAGAAGCGGUGAGGCUGGUGGACGGGGCUGGGUUUGGGGAGGAUGUAGUGACAAUGUUGAGUUUGGAGAACGAAUUUCUAAACAGUUUGUCGAUGCUUUGGAGACAGGACAGGAUUCGAGAGCUGCCAUGAACCUCCACAAUAACGAAGCAGGAAGAAGGGCUGUCAAAGAGACCAUGAAGAGAACCUGCAAGUGUCAUGGCGUGUCAGGGAGCUGCAGUAUCCAGACUUGCUGGCUCCAGUUAGCUGAUUUUCGCGACAUAGGGAACUUCCUAAAAGUGAAACACGAACAAGCUGUGAAAAUCGAUUUGGAGAAGCGGCGCACGAAAGGAGGGAAUAGCGCGGAUAACCGGGCAGCGAUCGCGGAUGCGUUUAGAGCAGUGCUCCGAACAGAACUUGUCUACUUGGAAGACUCUCCUGAUUACUGCGUCCGGAACGUCUCACUGGGAUUGCAAGGAACAGAAGGAAGGGAAUGUCUCCAAAGUGGCAAGAACCUCUCUCAGUGGGAGAGAAGGAGCUGCAGACGGUUGUGCGGAGAGUGUGGACUCAAGCCAGAGGAGAGGCAGACGGAGAUCAUCAGCAGUUGCAAUUGCAAGUUCCAUUGGUGUUGUACUGUGAAAUGUGAGCAAUGCAAACAAAUCGUAACCAAACAUUACUGCUCUCGGCGAGAGAGGAACAGAUCUUUCAACAAUAAGCGUAAAAAUCGGGCCCGGAAUUGGUGAGACCCCACCCCACCCUCAUGAACUCCUUCAAAAUGACUUUUUUUUAAAAAAAAAACCAACGCUAGACU
Messenger RNA from Carcharodon carcharias (great white shark), 1067 nucleotides. Its product is annotated as protein Wnt-8-like. The record is from RefSeq and is a predicted model, not a curated record. NCBI's taxonomy places the organism in Eukaryota, Metazoa, Chordata, Chondrichthyes, Lamniformes, Lamnidae. Gene Ontology annotation, biological process: multicellular organism development; neuron differentiation; cell fate commitment. Gene Ontology annotation, cellular component: extracellular region. The coding region runs from base 16 to 999 and encodes 327 amino acids. The transcript has 5 exons. Gene Ontology annotation, molecular function: cytokine activity; frizzled binding.